This is a messenger RNA of Stereum hirsutum FP-91666 SS1, 1158 nucleotides long. RefSeq lists its product as uncharacterized. Lineage: Eukaryota; Fungi; Basidiomycota; Agaricomycetes; Russulales; Stereaceae. The transcript has 2 exons. The record is from RefSeq and is a predicted model, not a curated record. Bases 1 to 1158 code for a protein of 385 amino acids.
AUGCUUCCUCCCCCGCCUCCUUACUCGAGCGCUACAGCCUACUCUUCCCAUGGCCAACCUCCUCCUCCCGCGCACUUCGCAUCGCGUAAUCCGUUCCGCCAUGUCGCCACCAAUACCAAUACCAACGCCAACACCAACUCCAAUCCCACAUCACCGCCAUACUCGCCCUCGACGAGCGAGGGUUAUAGAGGGAAGAGAAGAGUGCCCCCGCUGACGUUCACGAUGUUGCCGUCCCAUCUGUUGUUGGAGAUCGUGUAUCAUACCUUUCCGCAGUCGAGUUGGUUGGACGAGGGGAGGGUCGAGAGACAGCGCAAGACGCUUUAUUGGCUUUCGGUCAGUUUGAGGCUGGUCAAUCGGGCGCUUUAUAUCGCAUGCAUGCACGUCCUCCGCUCAACCUAUCUCCCCGCAUACACUUCCCUCCUCCGACAUCCCUACAGCUCCGACCCCUUCCCCCACUUCGCACCUCCCUACAGCUCCUGCGCCAUCUCCGCCUCCGCCGCCUCCCCAUCGACACCCACGACCUCCCACUCAAAUCCAAAUCCAAAUCCAAGCCCACCCUCCCCAACACCCUCCACAACCUCCCUAUCCUCCACCUCCUCCCAUUCCCAUCCCUCCCGCCAACACUCUCAACACCGACAAUCACAAUCACACACCCAACCACAAUCCGACCGAACCUCCAACUCGAACGGAAUCCACAUCCCCGGCCCGCUCCUACCCUCCUCGCACCGCGAAACCUCGAUCCUCGACCUCUUCAUAGCCCUCAAAGUCCGGGAAGACGUCUGGAGUGACGAUACGGAGCUGCAUCUGGAAAGGGAGGAGAGUUUUCGGGAUCUUUUUGGGUUGAUGCAGCCGCGGGCGAGGUUGGAGGAUCUGGUUAGGGAGGAAGGGGGGCGGAGGGGGGUCAUUUAUGUUAGUGGCUCGAGCGGAGAAGGUGAAGGAGGUGGAGGAGGUGGAGGAGGGAAUGGGAAGGCGGUGGAGUGGGAGAGGGUGAGCGUGGCGUUUAGUUCGAGGAGGGUCGGGUUGGUGAUUAGUCCGGCAGGUGGAGGGGCAGGGAGGAAGAGGACGGUGGUAGAAGUGGCCAGGACGAAGGAUGAGAGGUUGGAGGUGGCGGCGAGGAGGCUGGUUAGGGGGUUGAGGGAUUGGUUGCAGGGGGCCUGA